Zootoca vivipara (common lizard) is the source of this 1310-nucleotide messenger RNA. It is a transcript of the gene CZ1H4orf17, whose product is annotated as chromosome Z1 C4orf17 homolog. Lineage: Eukaryota; Metazoa; Chordata; Lepidosauria; Squamata; Lacertidae. The record is from RefSeq and is a predicted model, not a curated record.
UUCCGCACAGAAGAGCAAAAUGUGUCCCUUAGGUCCAUGUGUGUUGUCUCCUCUCUUCUUCCCUCAUUAGGGCUCUCUGGAUGAGAUGCUGCUACAGGCUGUGGUACCCAGAAUAGCGGCGAAGAAAAUAGAAACCCAUUAAGAUGAAUAUCAAUUUUAGACCACAACCUGACCCUCAGCUGAUCCCCUUGGGAACCACGCGGCAGGCGGCAAAUGAGGGCUCUUCUGGGAAAACAAGUUACUUAGUUUGCAGACACUCUCCACACCCAAAGACAGUGUGCCACAUUAGAGGACUAAAUGAUGCACCUGUCUGUGUUGUGAAAGACCGAGGAUACAAUGAAGGACGCUUCGUUGACUCAAGCACAGAACAUGCUCAUCUUCUCAGUAACACUGCAAUGCCUUCUGGCAGUUCUUUUCCCAACAAUACCCUGCCAAGCCUGGUACAAGCUCCACUUAGAGCGAAUGUUGGACAGCUUAUGAGAGAUGAAAUUGCAGAGCUCAAGCAAAGAACAGGAAACACCCCACUUUUAAAGAGAAGGGACGAUCCUUUGAGGAAAUACUUUGCAGACAAUCCACAAAGUAGGAUUCCUCCAGAGCACCCUCUAUUACCUGCCCCGGGUACGCACUUUAGGCCAGACAUCAUCGAGAAUAUGAAUUAUGCCCCUACUUACCUGGAACAGGAAAUAAAAAUCUUGGAAAGGCUUCGUGAUAUUUUACAGACAGACUCGCUUGCAGAGAUCCAAACCUGGUUAUCAAAGGCAACUCUAAGAGAGAAGGAGUUUGUGUCCAAUUUCAUCCGUUCCGACGUGACCAGCCGAGAUCUGCUGAAUUAUCAGAAAAGGGCAGUGAAAGAAGCUGACGCAGAGGCUCUGAGUUUACGAGAUAUGCUGAAAGCUGAAAGAGCACUUCAGAAUAAACCAGCAAGUGAAGAGAGCCGGCACAGGCUUACAAGCAGAGGAACAGUAUCCAGUAAAGGCAGGGAGAGUACACACCCAAGAGAGAAAAUCCGAAUCCCAACUUCUGAGACUGUAGAGCGUUCCCCCAGCAAACUCACAGUUCUUCAAAGUCACCCCCACAGUCCUGCAUUAUCCCAAAACAGCGCCCAGUUGCUGUACAACAAGGCUUACUCUAAGCGACACAACGCUGCUUCAAGAGGUGAGACCCGAUUUCAGAGCAUCUGAAAAUCAGCACAAUGCUUUUCUUGGAAGAUAACAUGUACAGUGAAUCUCACACAACUUCCCCCAAAGCUCUACAGUGUCAUUUUUGUUGUCAGAAAAAGUUUAUAGCUACACCAUUUAGACUUUAAGAGU